CUCCCGAAAUGCGAGAUGCUCCUUCUGCUUUCAAGCGAUGCCUUAUUAGACCGAAGGCUGCGCGGAGAGAGCGAGCUGCGGGCGAAAGAACCGCUCGCUCGCCUUCCCAGCCUCGCCUCGCCGUCCUCCGCGCUGGGCGACGGAGUUCUUCAGCGGCACCUAAGGGGCUUCUUCCAGCCGCCUCCUUCUUCCCCGCCCGCCUCCACUUCCUUCUCCCUAACGAGGCUGCAGGAGGUGCUGCAGCCGGGCGGGCUGAGCGCCGGCAGCGCCGCCCCGUUUGCCUCCCAUUCCCUCCCACCCCCAGCUCCCACCCUCCUCCUCGCUGCUCCCGGCCGGCCGGCGGCUCUUCCCCUGCCCGAGGGAGAGGCAACUGCAAGCAGCGGGGCUGUGGCGGGGGCUACGCCUCUGCUGGGAGAGGGGGCCCAUGGCUUCUACCACCGGCCUGCUGAAGAGAGUCGCCAGGGAGGGUUGGGCAGUUCUGGUGGCUCGAACUGGCCUCCGGGGCAUUCAUCGGGUCAGGUAGUACAGGCAGCACAAGGACUUCUGGCCCUUGGUUUGCAAAAGGGUGACCGGCUGGGAAUGUGGGGUCCCAACAAGUACGAAUGGGUCCUAAUGCAAUUUGCCACGGCCCAAGCAGGAAUCAUCCUGGUGUCUGUGAACCCAGCGUAUCAAUCCCAAGAGCUGGAGUUUGUGGUGAAGAAGGUUGGCUGCAAAGCACUGGUGUUCCCUACACAGUUCAAAUCUCAGAAGUACUAUGAGAUCUUGAAGCAAGUGUGCCCUGAGUUGGAACAUUCUAAUCCGGGAGCAUUACAGAGCAAGAAGUUACCAGAGCUUUCUGUUGUAAUCACCUCAGACUCCAAGUUGCCCGGUGCAUUCUCAAUGAACGAUGUGAUGCAGGCCGGAGACAGCAGACACAAGAAGCAACUAGAGGAAAUACAGAAGACGCUGGACUGUAAAGAGCCUAUCAACAUCCAGUUCACUUCAGGAACAACAGGAAGCCCCAAAGGAGCUACCCUUUCUCACCACAACAUUGUGAACAAUGCAUUCCUCAUUGGAUUAAGACUGAGAGUUCAAGAUGGGAUUGCCCGCUGCUGCCUCCCGGUCCCUCUCUACCACUGCCUGGGGUCUGUGGCAGGCUGCGUGCUGAUGGCUAUUCAUGGCGUCUGUCUUGUCUUCCCGUCUCUAAGCUUCGAUGCAAAAGCAGCACUGAAGGCCCUGGACCAUGAGAAAUGUACCCAUGUUCACGGCACUCCAACCAUGUUCAUAGAUAUGCUAGCUCAGCCUGACUUUGCCAGCUACAACCUUUCGGCUCUUCGGGGCGGAGUCAUUGCAGGUUCGCCAGUUCCUCCUGAGGUCAUGAAGAAGAUCAUCAACAACAUGAACAUGCGGGAGAUAGUGGUUGCAUAUGGAACCACAGAGAAUAGUCCUGUCACCUUCAUGGGGUUCCCUCAAGACAACAUUGCCCAGAAAACAGAGACUGUGGGAUGUAUUUUCCCACAUACAGAGGCAAAAAUUGAGGAUCCUGAGACAGGGGAAAUUAUCCCACUCAACAGCCCAGGAGAACUUCAGGUCCGAGGUUACUGCGUCAUGCUAGGGUACUGGGCAGACCCCAACAAAACCAAUGAAGUGAUGGAUGAUGAGAAAUGGUACAAGACCGGGGACAUGGCUAUUCUUGAUGAGUACGGCUACUGCAAGAUAGUAGGCCGCUGCAAAGACAUGAUCAUCCGAGGAGGAGAGAACAUAUACCCAGCAGAGCUCGAGCAAUUCCUACAUACCCAUCCUAAGAUUCAAGAGGUGCAGGUAGUUGGCGUGAAAGACGAGCGAAUGGGAGAGGAGAUCUGCGCCAGCAUCAGAGUGAAAGCUGGAGAAGAGUGCACAGUAGAAGAAGUCAAGGCAUUUUGCAAAGGGAAGAUCGCUCACUUCAAGAUCCCUCGGUACAUAGUGUUUGUGAAGGAUUUCCCGCUCACCGUCUCGGGCAAGAUUCAGAAAUACAAACUGAGGGAGCGAAUGGAGAAGCAUCUUCAGCUUUGAACCCAACAACCCAGCGCAACCCAAAAUUAACAUUUCUUCUGCCAACUUUUAUACUUCAGCUUUCUAAGCCGUUAAGAGAGCUGGCAACCUGCCUUAACAUAGCAAUCACCAGCCUGCCUUAAGAUGCUUUAGUCAGGCCUACUUAAAAUAACGUGGGGUUUUUUCUAAUAAAUAAAAAUUCUGUUUCUUUAGCA
Molecule: messenger RNA, 2225 nt
Organism: Podarcis muralis (Common wall lizard)
Lineage: Eukaryota; Metazoa; Chordata; Lepidosauria; Squamata; Lacertidae
Source: RefSeq, a predicted model, not a curated record